Messenger RNA from Aspergillus japonicus CBS 114.51, 1127 nucleotides. Its product is annotated as FAD-dependent oxidoreductase. The coding region runs from base 33 to 1127 and encodes 364 amino acids. The record is from RefSeq and is a predicted model, not a curated record. Gene Ontology annotation, molecular function: D-amino-acid oxidase activity; FAD binding. Lineage: Eukaryota; Fungi; Ascomycota; Eurotiomycetes; Eurotiales; Aspergillaceae. The transcript is spliced from 5 exons.
CACACACGAAUCAUCCAACACGAACGAAGACCAUGGCAACAAACACUAUUGUGAUCGUUGGAGCAGGCGUCUCCGGACUCACCACCGCCUUGCUGCUAUCGCAAGACCCGACCAACUCCAUCACCGUGGCCGCCAAACACAUGCCCGGAGACUAUGACAUCGAGUAUGCGUCUCCCUGGGCCGGUGCCAACUACUCUCCAAUGGGCGCAGCCGGUAGCAACCAAGCCAAAUGGGAACGAGAAACCUGGCAACCGCUGCGGGAGAUAACAGAGAAGCACCCGGAAGCCGGCAUCCACUUCCAAGACAAUGUGAUCUACAACCGUACCCAAGAUCAAGAGACAGCGACCGGCAAGAACUUCGCGGCCCUCAUGAACGCUGAGCCGUGGUACCGCGACGUCGUUCCCAACUUCCGAUCCAUGCCCAAAGACCAGCUCCCUCCCGGUAUUGACAGCGCCCAGACCUUCACUUCCGUCUGCAUCAACACCGCACUUUACCUCCCGUGGCUCCUGGGCCAGUGUCGCAAAAACGGAACCGUGUUCAAGCGCGCAGUUUUCAAGCACAUCACCGACGCAGCACAGACCCACCACUCUGGACGCAAAGCAGACAUUGUGGUGAACUGCACCGGUCUCUCCUCGAAAACACUCGGCGGCGUGCGCGAUGAGACCCUCUACCCAGGCCGCGGACAGAUCGUCGUCGUCCGCAACACGCCGGGGAAGAUGGCCGCCCUGUCCGGAACAGACGACGGGGAAGAGGAGCUAUGCUACAUGAUGACGCGCGCCGCCGGGGGCGGGACGAUUCUGGGCGGCUGCUACCAGCAGAACCAGUGGGAUCCGCUGCCGGAUCCCAACCUGGCGGUACGGAUCAUGAGGCGAGCGAUUGCGGCAUGUCCGGACCUCGUGGCGGAAGGGCAGGGCAUUGAGGGGCUGGACAUUGUCCGGCACGGAGUAGGGUUGCGUCCCAUACGAAAGGCUGGUCCACGGGUGGAGCAGGAGACAAUCGAUGGGGUCGCGGUGGUGCAUAAUUAUGGCCAUGGCGGGUUUGGAUAUCAGGCUUCGUUUGGAUGUGCGGCGGAGGCUGUGCGGUUGGUACAGGAAGGCCUACAACGCAAGGCGCAGGCAAAGUUGUAG